UUGAGCUGAGCCACGCGUCGCGCCACCUUCAACAUCGUACACAAUCCCCACAGACACAGAGAGAGAGAUAGAGAGAGAGCCAGCCACAAAUUAAAUGAAGCACCUUCACAAUUACACUCUCCUCCAUAAAAACCUCUCACUCCUUCCAAAACUUCUCCUCCUCCCCCUCUCUCCAAUCUCCACACAUCUGUCUCUUUGUUCUGGAGAAACCCAAAUGCCAAAACCCCUCUCUGACAACGACACCAACCACGAUGCCGUUUGAAUCUGAAGACAAUAAUCAAAAGCCACCCUCAACGACGACGACGACAAAAGUCCAACAAAGCAUGGGUCACCAGCCACCGCCCCAAACCGACCCGCUUCACUGCCCGCGCUGCGAUUCCACCAACACCAAGUUCUGCUACUACAACAACUACAACCUCGCUCAGCCCCGCCACUUCUGCAAGUCCUGCCGCCGCUACUGGACCCAAGGCGGUACCCUCCGCGACGUCCCCGUCGGCGGCGGCUCCCGCAAGAACUCCAAGCGGUCUCGCUCCACCACUUGCUCCUCCUCUUCCUGCUCGCCUUCCUCUUCCUCGCUCACCCAAGAGGUCACCUCAGUCGCUACCGCGAAACCCGUUUCCUUAUCCGCCGAAGUGAAGCCAGAGCCGGCCUCAGAUGUUGACCAUUUGAUGGACCUGAACGAGAACGUGGUCGGGAACGGGGGUUUUACUUCGCUGUUGAAUUCUCAGGGGCCACCUCCACCUGGGUUCCUGGCGCUUGGUGGGUACGGGUACGGGUACGGGUACGGGUCGGCGUUUGGUCACGGGCUUGAUGAAGUGGGUGAUGCUUUUGGCCAUGGCGGCAAAGGGGUUUGGGCUUUUCCUGAGGUCGGUGAUUUUCCAAGUACUGUCAUUGACCAUAACAAUAACAAUGGUGCUCCUUCCGGGUGCAACACGUGGCAGAUGACGACCAGUGCUGAUGGUGGAUUUGUCGAUGGGGAUUGCUUUGCUUGGCCGGAGCUUGAGAUUUCCAUGAUGCCUGCUUCAGGCAAAGCUUUCAAAUGCCACCGACCUGGGACCACGUGUUGCAUGGUUCAUUGUGUUGUGGAUGAUGCCGAAAGCUGACAGUGCUUCAUUUGGAAUUAGAAUAGCUUUUCUGCUCGAUUCCAUUGCAAUGCAAGAGAAACUUCCGCAUCUGGUUUCAUUACUUCUAUCACCCGUCAGAGUCACAGGAGGUGAGAGAUAGAGAGAAUGAGACAAUGAAACUGGAAUAGGGAAGUAGUUUUGUUUCAAAGUCGAACCUCUAGUUGGAUGGGUUCAAUGAACAAUAUUUCUGACUGUUUUUUGGUGUGCUGCUGAGAUUUGAUUUAUUAAAUUAGACAACAGUCCAACGUAUUAGGCGGAACUCAUAAAGACUAGUUUGGACUUUCAAUCUCCAAACAGAACCCUGAAUUUAACUUAUCCAAGGACUCUCCCAGUGUCUAAAGUUUUUCUUUUAUGUUAAGAAUGAAUUAUUGUUUAUUAUAUUAAGUAAUUGAUCUGCUCUC
Molecule: messenger RNA, 1525 nt
Organism: Prunus persica (peach)
Lineage: Eukaryota; Viridiplantae; Streptophyta; Magnoliopsida; Rosales; Rosaceae
Product: dof zinc finger protein DOF3.4
Exons: 2
Coding region: 252-1103 (283 amino acids)
Biological process (GO): regulation of DNA-templated transcription
Molecular function (GO): DNA-binding transcription factor activity; DNA binding
Source: RefSeq, a predicted model, not a curated record